This is a messenger RNA of Trichomycterus rosablanca, 3014 nucleotides long. It is a transcript of the gene abch1, whose product is annotated as ATP-binding cassette, sub-family H, member 1. Gene Ontology annotation, cellular component: ATP-binding cassette (ABC) transporter complex; membrane. NCBI's taxonomy places the organism in Eukaryota, Metazoa, Chordata, Actinopteri, Siluriformes, Trichomycteridae. Bases 18 to 2180 code for a protein of 720 amino acids. Gene Ontology annotation, biological process: transmembrane transport. The transcript is spliced from 20 exons. Gene Ontology annotation, molecular function: ATP hydrolysis activity; ATP binding; ABC-type transporter activity. The record is from RefSeq and is a predicted model, not a curated record.
AUUUCAGGUCAGCAUUCAUGGCUGCUGAUAACAGAGAUGCUGAAGCUCCUCACACCGACCCCGACAUGAACAUACAGGGUGUAGGUGAGGGCGGGAUGAUGAAGGCGGCGGCGGAGGACUCGCUCUCGCUGACCGGCAGUUCAGCCAUUCGGUGUCGCAACGUUUGUCGCUCCUACGGUAAACUGCGGGUACUCAGCAACCUCAACCUGACCGUCCCGGAGGGCCAGAUUUACGGGUUGCUGGGCCCGAGCGGCUGUGGUAAGACCACUCUGCUGAAAUGCAUUGUGGGAACUCUGAAGAUCUCGAGAGGUUACAUCAGCGUGCUCGGGAAGCCGCCGGCAUUUCCGGGACACGAAGUUCCGGGGAAGAUGGUGGGAUACAUGCCACAGGAAAUCGCGUUAUAUAACGAGUUCACCAUCAGCGACACCCUCUGGUUCUUCGGCCGAAUCCACGGCCUCUCGUCAGAGGACACGCGCAAACGGAUCAAGUUUCUCAUCGACUUCCUGGACCUGCCGCAGAAGAACAGCCUGGUCAGAAACCUCAGUGGAGGUCAGAGGCGGCGCGUAUCGCUCGGUGCUGCACUGCUUCAGAACCCUCGUCUCCUGAUCCUCGAUGAGCCCACAGUGGGAGUGGAUCCUGUUCUACGAGCCAAAAUUUGGCAGCACCUGGUGGAGAUCGUGAGGGACGGACGGGUAUCGGUCAUCAUCACCACGCAUUACAUCGAGGAGGCCAGGCAGGCCAACACGGUGGGGUUGAUGAGGAACGGCAGGCUGCUGGCUGAAGCUGAACCAGAGGCCAUCAUGAAGAAGCACAACGCAGUGACGCUGGAGAGCGCAUUCCUGCAGCUGUGUGAGGACUCGGAUCAGGUGGGGCCGAAAGACGAGUCUCAGGGUCACGUGCACAGCAACGGCUCGUCUCCGGACAGCCCGAAGGACGAGAGCAGAGAGCCCAUUCUGAGGAGGGACCUAACGCUGGGUGCAGACACCCCCAAACAUAAAGCCGACUGGAAGGUGAAAACUCGACACGUCAUUCCGAAAUGCCGGAACAUCGCGGCACUGAUAAUGAAAACAAUGGUGCGAAUGAGGAGGAACCCAGGUUCUCUGUGUUUUCAGUUCCUGUUGCCGGUGAUUCAGAUCUGUUUGAUGUGUUUGUGUAUUGGUGGAGACCCGCAGGGCAUCGAGGUGGCUGUGGUCAAUAACGAAAGCGGUUCCAGUUCUUACAGUCAUUUAUUCCUGUCCUUCCUCGACAACACCAGCGUCCACCAGGUCAACCUGUCCCACUCUGAAGCGUUCGACGGCGUCCAGAAUGGCAAGUACUGGGGCAUCAUCGAGUUUGGUGAGAACUUUACCAGCUACCUGACCAAGAGAAUGUUCCAGCCCAUGGUCUCCAAAGAUGUGGUUGAAGGGGGAUCCGUCCACGUCUGGCUCGACUUGACAAAUCGACAAAUAGCAAUAAUGCUACAAAAGAAAAUACUCGAGGCAUUUCAGGCUUUUAUUGAGAAUAAAAUGGGCAGUAAAUCGUAUUUGGUCUCAGUACCGAUAAAGUUUGAGAAGCCAAUAUAUGGCAGUGAGAACACCACAUUCACCACGUUCGUGACUCCAGGCGCCGUCCUCAGUAUAACGUUUUACCUGGCGGUGGGACUCACUGCUCUUUCCUUUGUUUUGGAGAGGAAGGAGGGCAUGCUGGACAGGUGCUGGGUAGCAGGAGUGAGUUCUCUUGAGACCAUGCUGGCUCAUCUCCUCUCUCAGCUUCUGGUCAUCAGCGUCCAGAUCAUCCUGCUUCUACUCUUCAUCCUGCUAGUCUUCAAGAUUCCUAACGAGGGAUCCCUGGUGCUCGUCGUCUGUCUGAUCGUUCUACAGGGUGUGACCGGGAUCUCGUUCGGACUGGUGAUCUCCUCGGCCAUCGACGACGAGCAGUCGGCCAAUCAGGCUGCUCUCGGCAUCUUCUACCCAAACCUCAUCCUCAGCGGAGUCAUUUGGCCGGUGGAGUGUAUUCCGUAUCCGCUGCGUUACCUGAGCCUGGUGCUGCCUCAGACCUACGCGUCAGAAGCCCUGCGAUGCAUUAUGUACCGAGGAUGGGGAUUGUCGCGCAUGAUGGUGUGGCGGGGCUUCGCCAUCACUUUUGGCUGGAACACCUUCUUCCUCAUGCUGGCCACCAUCAUUCUCAAGCUGAGGACGUAAGCCAAGCCGAACCUGAAGGAUUCCAGAGCUGAAGAGAAAAGACGGGCGAGUGUCAGGCUGUGAGGAGACCAGGCCUCUCUUUCUCUUUUUAGGGGGGAUGAAGGAUGACCGGGACUGCCAGUCGGCCUCUGAUGUUCAGUUUUAACCUGGGUGCUGAUCGGAUGAACAUUUUCACAAGAACCAGAGCCAAACACCUCAGGGAAGCCAUGAGUACAGAGACCUGCUGUUUCAUUAGCAUGUCACCAGCGAGCGCCCUGCUGUUUGUGAUGUACAAUUAUAUGUGAUGUAGAACGCAGAUGUGAACUUAACAGGAUAUUUUGAACGUAGAGUCUAUACCCUGCACUGUAAAUCAUUUAUCUUUAUUUUAUUGUGUACCAUGAUGUGUUCUGUGGUCUGCAUUAACUGUCACGAGUGCCAUGAAGUGUUGAGAGAAAUAAUGCAUGUUUACAUUUGUCAGAAUUUUUACACUGUACUGAAAUCUAAUAGCACAUGUACUGUACUGUACUGUACUGUAUACUUAAUGUGUUUGUGAAGCCUCCUAGCACACAAAAAGCCGUUGACCCUGUCCACACAGAUGCAGAUAUUUUUUGGUAUGUUGGUGGUAUGUGUUAGCAGGAGUGUGUAUUAUUAUUGUGUUAUUUACAUGGGAUAACAUGCUCAUGUCUGCGAUUCUACAGCGUUGUGGAGCUCGUGUGUGGAUUCAGUGUGACAGAAACAGAAAAUAUUUUUAAAAAUGCUUUAAAAUGAAGCACAUUUGUGUGGACAGGAGAUUUUCCAAGAGUAUUUUGGCUGGACAGUGUUAAUUACAACGGAGUUAUAUCAUUUAUAAAACAU